Phanerochaete carnosa HHB-10118-sp is the source of this 2734-nucleotide messenger RNA. RefSeq lists its product as uncharacterized. The transcript has 11 exons. Gene Ontology annotation, molecular function: DNA-binding transcription factor activity, RNA polymerase II-specific; zinc ion binding; DNA binding. Bases 23 to 2551 code for a protein of 842 amino acids. Gene Ontology annotation, biological process: DNA-templated transcription; regulation of DNA-templated transcription. The record is from RefSeq and is a predicted model, not a curated record. Lineage: Eukaryota; Fungi; Basidiomycota; Agaricomycetes; Polyporales; Phanerochaetaceae.
AUCACCACCGACCCCUCUCGACAUGAAGGACGAGCGGAAACCUGCAAAGACGGGCUCUGGCCGCGGAACCUACGCACGUCAGGCCUGCAACCACUGCCGCCGUCGCAAGAGUAAGUGCGAUGGCCAGCAGCCUGUGUGUGGACCUUGCCGUGACUCAGGUAGAGCCGACGAGUGUACCUGGGGACGGGAGACCGCGAAGAAAGCACGGACGCAGCAGCACUUUGAAAGCCUAGUGAAUCAUAUCAAGAGCCUCGAGGCCCGCGUCAAGGAACUUGAAAGUGAACUCUCUAGUUCUCGCAGUCAGACGCGUCGAUCGGGUUCUGUCUCUGAUGCGACCAGGCAGUCGUCGUCUCUUUCCCCUCACCCGUCCCCUGUCACCAAACUUGAAGAACACGAUGAUGGUAUACCACACGGAGACGAUGACUUGGAUUCGUCAGGCAACUCGGACGUAGACUCAGAGAUUGAGCGGCUCAUCGCGCCGACCAGGCAUCUCGUGCUGCAGAACGGUGACCUCGAACUGUACGGCCCGACGUCAGCGUAUCGCCUCGCGCCGGAACGAAAUGCAGACGGUCCCAGUCCGACAGAAAGCAAUACCCAGGUAGUGCAAGAAGCACCUGCUCCAGUCUUUGAGUGGAACCGCCAUUUACCACCGGAAGCCCCGUUGUCUCGCGUCGAGCACGAUAGACUACUGGAUCUCCUCUUCCGCUUUUGCACUUCAUGGUGCUUCCGCGUAAUCCCUACCCUGUUCUUGCGAGACAUGCAUCGCGCGCUCUCCGUCCCGCCCUCCGCGCCUCCACCACGACUCAGCCAUUAUUCCCCGAUGCUCCACAACGCGCUCCUCGCGCUCGCAACAGCAUAUUCAGACGAUCCGCGCGUUCACAAUAUCGAGUUUCGCCGACUAUUUGCGCGACGUGCCAAGAGCUAUCUCGAGAAGGACUGUCUUACGCCAAAUGUAUGCGUCGUCGGCGCAUUGAGUCUUCUCAGUACGUUCCAUUCAAGUAGAGGAGAACAAAGUUUAGGUUUCUUGUAUGCUGGUAUGGCUGGGCGAAUGACCCAAGCUCUUGGCCUACAAAUCGACUGUUCAGCGCUUGUCAAGUCUGCACGGAUAAAAGAGUCGGACAUGCAUAACCGCAAUUGGGCGUACUGGACGACCUUCUGCCAGGAUGUAUGUUGGUCGCUCUAUAUCGGACGCGACUGUGCCAUGGCACCACCCAAGGAGCCUGUCAUCCCUGUGCCGUUCGUCGACUCUGAGUUCGACCAUGAGCCAUGGGUCUGGGAGUCAUCCAGAUUGCCACCGCAAAAAAGCAACAUCGCCAGUGUCUUUCAAGCGACGUGCGAACUUUUGAGGAUAGGGCGGAGAGUUAUGGACUUCGUAAAUGGUCUAGGGACAGAUUUCCGGCAUCCAAACCUGCAGGUUGUCAGCGAACUUGACAUCGAGCUCAAUGCCUGGAAAGAUUCACUCCCACCUGAGGUCGAUCUCACGGCAGCAACUCGCCCUUCCGCGCUCCCGCACAGACUUACUGUGCACCUCAUGUUCUGGUGGCUAUUCAUCCUUCUACAUAGGCCGUUCUAUCGACGCGCGAAACCGGGGAACGUGGAUAUCGAUCAUGUGAAGCUCUGCAAUAGGGCCGCAGAGAAUAUGAUGCUUCUGCUUGGAAUAUGGCACAACAAUUAUGACCUCCGCUAUGUCUCGACCACCCAUGUCCAGUUCACUUUCUCUGCGGGUACUGUGUUCGUCCUCUCAGCCAUCCAGGCGAUUUCCGGUCCGCGGCUCGGGCGCGUCACACUGGCAUCGUCGCUCUCGCAGGUUGAAACAUGCCUGGAAUAUCUUUCCAUUAUUGGCCGCUCGUGGGAGACAGCUGAAUGCGCGCGCGAGAUUCUCCUGAACUUUUUCGACGAGACCCUGAAACCGCGCCUCCUUCUCCGCGGCGGUGACGCCAACCUCAAAUUUGAGCUGCAGAACGUCGAUAAGCGUGCACGUGCGCGAGCAAGCUCGAGUGCGUCCAGCAUUGGACGGAAAGGAAACGGGAGCGCGACCGACGAGUCCUCGGCGCCGUCAUUCACUUCUCCACCCGGACCGCUCUCCCCACCGAACGGCGCCCCGGGGAUGAACGAGCUGCAGUACUUCCCGGGUAGUCCCACGGUGUCGACUCUCGGCUGGCCAAUGCUGAACGGACCAAAAGAGUUCUUCGCAUCAUCAUCGUCGACAGUGCCAAGUCCCACAGUGGAAUUCUCGCAUCCCGGCGUACACCCGGGCGCGGAUAUGGAUCUUGAUGUUGGGUACUCAUUCAGCCUCAGCCAGCAGAUGAACAUGGUCACGGACGUAGUCGGCUGCGGGAGCACGGGUGGCGGCCAGUCUCCCGUACAGUCAACGCCAGCAGACAUGAUGGCGUUCGGUGUCCCCGAGCUCGGGGUUGGAUAUCACUUCGACCCACAUGUGCACUCGCAAGUUGCACUCGACUUCAGCGCGGAGGAGCUCGCAAUCAUGGAUCAAAUUGUUCGACAACAGGGUGGGAACGUCAUGUUCGCGGUUGGGCAGCCCGUCGGAUAGCGCAUGCACAGACUAGUUGGAGGACGGCGGAAGCUUGCGUGUUUAGGCUCGUUGUUUCAUGCAUAUUCAGUUGUUAUGCUGUGAUCUACGUUGUGAGCUUGUAUCCAGUAUCGUCCCCACAUGUCGUGGGAUGUGUCAGUAAUGGUGUACGAUAUCCUUGUUGUAAUGAAACAUCGUUGGAAU